UUACAGAUGACCCUAGGGAUAUAAUAAGGAGGUCGUUUCUAUGCAUCAAAGAAAACCUGAUCACUCAUGGAUUACUGUUGGAUGAACUGCUUCAGUGUUCUGUACUUAGUGAUGAAGAAAAAGUCGAUUUUAAAGAUUUAAAUGAAAGGAAGAUUGGCAAACUACUUAAACACAUCAUUAACAAGGGAGAGGAAGCAUGUCAAAAUUUUUUGAAGGUUUUGAAAAAUCCAGACUAUGGUAUCUAUGACAGGAUAGAGAAAGUUCAGAGAACAGAUUACAUGACGGUAGAGAGUGGGGUAGUCAUAAACAAAAGUCAGCUUAGAAGUAAGCGGGAGACACUGUUGAUGGAACUUGAGGCAUCAAGCAUUUCUGAUUUCCUGUUUCAAGAAAAAGUUUUUGACAUAGACACCCAUGAUGAAUUAGAUUCUGAAUGUAGACGGAUAGAAAAAGUGAAGAAAAUACUGAAAAAUUUAGAGGAUAAGUCUGAAGAGUGCUUGAAAGUUUUUGUUCAUGGAUUAGAGAUCACAAGACAACAGCAUAUUUUGGAUGUCCUUCAGAACCGAGCAAAAGAGACAAAAAAAGAGAUUUGUUUGGAGUGUGUUAGGUUGAAUUUCCGAUGGAUAAGACAGAAUCUUCAUUUUGAGUUGACAGCUGAACACCUCUGUUCAGAACGCAUCAUUCAAGCUAAGCCGACUCAAGAGAGUACAAAAGAGAGAGGCAGACUGGUAAAAAGUGCACUGAAAUCUGAAAAGAGGGGAUGUUACAGUCUUUUGAAAUAUUUGGAGGAAACAGAGGAGCAUAUUUUUAAAAAAGCACGCAGUCAUUUUAAGGAGAGAAAGGAAAAUGGACGAAUUCCUAUCAAGAGACGAAUCCGUGAAGAAGAGAUAAAACGUUACAAGAGUCAGCUAAAAUCAGAACUCCAGCCCAGUGAUUUAAGUGACAUACUCUUAGAAGAAGGGGCUCUUUCUCCAUAUGAACAUGAUGAAUUGGAGGAUGAGCUGAGUCGCAGGAACAAAGCUGAAAACUUACUGUCUCGCAUCAUCCAAAAUGUAUCUCAAGAGGUACUGGACAGUUUUGCUUAUGCACUUGAAGUUACCGGUGUGGAUUUUGAGGAACUCAUCAAAACAAAUGUGGAGGAAGACACAGCUUCAAAUAUGGAGAAUCCAGCUAUCAGACUAGAGGCAGUUGGAAAUCCUCAUAUUGCAGAAUUUCCAGAUGGCCCAUUUCAUCUUUAUGUCAAAAUACAGAAGGAGGUUGAUCCAGUUUCCCAAGAACUCAUUCAAGUUGUAACAGUUAUAAAUGAAAACCCCAAUGUGAAAAUUCAAGUAACAGAACAGACACAUAUGGCAGUGAAAAAUGCAACCUCAGGAUCAAUAAUCAUUCACUUACGACCAUUAACUGAUGCUGCAAUAGGAGACUUUUUGGCUGAGGGUGGAGCUAAGAUACAGUCAGUUGUGGAGUCCUUACUAAUGCGGAUAGGAACGGAAAAACUUGAUGGUCAAACCUUGAAUGUGGAAGUCUCAAGAAAAGCUUUAAAUCAAAGAGAAAUGGAAAUUCGAUCAAGGAAACCUGAAGAUGUGAUGCGCAGAAAUAUAAGGGAACAGUGGAAUAUUUUUACUGAUGAAUUGGAACCCUCUCAAAUGGUCACAUUUUUCAUGAAUAAAGGACUUUUCGGUGAAUCCCAUAAAACAAAGAUUGAUAAUACUAAAGGGAGGAAGAAAAAGAUUGAGGAAGCCCUACAUAUCAUUCUCGGUUUUCCUGAUGACAGGAUGAAAACUUUUUUGGAAUUUCUGCUAUUUAUGGAUAGAAAGGAUCUUGCAGGUCUAAUUGAUGUUAGCAAAAUAGAGGAUAAUCACAAAGAAGCAGAAAUAAUCAGAGAACCAAUUUUAGAUCGUAUUCAUGAAAUACAAGAUGAGAUUGAGUCCAGUAUUAUCCUUGAGACAUUUAAAAAGUUUCCACACAUACAGAAGGAUACAUUGGAUGGUUUUAUGGCCAGUUCAGGAAAAUCAAGAAAACAAAGAGUUUAUGAUUUUCUGAUGUUUGUUAUGGAAAAAGAUGAAUUUGUCUUGGAAUUUAAAAAGGUUUUAGAGCAAAAUUCAAUGGGACACUUUUUAAAGCCAUCACAAACAGAGAAGAGAGAGAGACCUACAUCAGAUACCCCAGCAUCCAGUAACAAAGCUCUGUCUGAACCACUAAAAGGAGAUCAGCUUUUUAAAAGUAGCUAUCUUAUUCGUACCAAUAAGGGGACAGAGAUACAAAGCAAGGAAUCGAGUUCCUUGGAAAAAAUAAUCAGUCCUAAAGAGAAAGAGCCACAGCCAUCAAAAACUGAUAGAAAGCACCUUCCAUUUUUACCCAAGGGAGACAAAGCAUUGUCAGAGAAGAAAUUUAUGUCUAAAUCUUUCCUGGCAGAUCCAGAUGAAUUAAAGCCAAAAGAAAAAGAUGUGGUGGUAGCUAUAGACUUUGGAACCACUUACUCUGGAUUUGCAUAUUCUUUCUCCAAGGAGCCAUCUAUAGUCACAACACAAGAAUGGAAGGCAGAAUCAGCCGAGAAGUCCUUCAUGUCACUAAAGACACCGACCACACUUCUUCUGGAUGAUGAGGAUAACUUUGUGGCAUUUGGUUACAAAGCAGAGCAAUUGUACAAAGAAUUUGUAGAGGAUGAAAGACAUACAAAAUACAGAUUUUUUAAGAACUUCAAGAUGACACUUCAUAAGAAAGAGUGCCUGGAUUCUGAUAUGAUGCUUGAGGAUCAUCAAGGAAAGCCUUUAAGUGCAAUGGAAGUAUUUGCAAAAUCUCUGAACUACUUGAAAGACACCUUUUGGGAAUCAAUCAAAUCUAGUGAUCAACCAGUGGAAGAGAAUAAAGUAUUUUGGAUUAUUACAGUACCAGCUAUCUGGGAUGAAUUUUCCAAGCAGUUCAUGAAGAAUGCUGCAGAGAAGGUUGGUAUCCCUAAUGACCGCCUCACACUUGCUUUGGAGCCAGAGGUGGCUGCAAUUUAUGUUAUAACUGAAGCCAAAUUAGUUCUGCAGAAAUCAACACCUUUCACCAAGUAUGAACCAGGGCAAAGAAUUUUAGUGGCAGAUCUAGGGGGUGGUACGGCCGAUUUCAGUGUGGUAGAGGUCACAAAGGACUACAAGUUGGAACACCUUCAUUAUGCCAGUGGGGGGGAUUGGGGAGGGAAUGCCGUGAAUCAAGAGAUUUAUAAAAUAUUCACUGAAACAUUUGGUGAAGAAGUGAUGAGAAGUUUUUGGGAGAUGAAGGCAGAAGUUUUAGAAAUGGAGAAUGAAAUUGAACUGAAGAAAAGAGACUUGAAGAUCGAAGGCAAAUUGUCAGUUAGAGUGUUACCAGCUCUUGCAAACUUGUGUGAGGAGAUUCGAGGACAUAACUAUAAAAAAAUAAUUGAGCAGUCACAGCAUAAAAAGUCACUAAAAGUGAAAGCUGGUGCAAAGAUUAUAUUUGAAACAGAUCUUACAAAAAGAAUUAUAGAUUCUGUAGUAGGUCAAAUUGCAAUACAUAUUAAGUCUAUUUUAGAGGCCCCAAAGGUUGCCGGUGUAAAAACAAUUAUCCUCGUUGGAGGAUUUGCAGAAUGUGAUAUUGUUAAUAAGUACAUUACCAGGGAAUUUCCUGAAUAUGAUGUUAAAAUUCCUCUUGAACCAGGGUUGGCUGUUUUAAAAGGCGCUGUGAAAUUUGGACACGAUCAAGGUAUAAUAGCAGCAAGAGUAUGUGAUUACACAUAUGGAAUAGAGAGUAACCGAUACCCUUUGGCCACUGAUCCAGCGGAAAAGAUUCAGUGGGUUGGAAGUAAACAAUUGUGCACUGAUUAUUUUGAAAAAAUCAUUAGUAUCGGGGAAAUGGUAAAAGUAGGUGAAGAAAGGCAGACAGAGGUAUUUGCGUCUACUGAGGAUAUGACCAAAAUGACUGUAAAUAUUUAUAGAUCAAGACACCAAAAUCCACAAUUUAUUACUGACGAAGGAUGUGAACUGUUUGGGGAAAUGACAGUAAAUAUGCCAAAUAUUAAAGGGGGACAAGAUAGAACUGUGAUAGUGUCUAUGAAGUUUGGUGAAACCGAGAUUCUGUUUUCAGGGCAGGAUAAGACAUCCGGUGAAAGACGAGACCUUACCGUAAAAAUCCAUGGUUAAAUAUGCUUAUACUGUUAUACAAGAAGACAUUUUUAAAAUGCACAAAAAAAAAUUCAGUGUGUAUAUUGAUUCUCUUUAACAUUUUCAAAACACUACCCCUUCCCUCAGUUUUUGUCUGAUUUCAACAAAACUUAAUAGGAUAUAAUCUAUGUCAAGAAUUAUAA
Molecule: messenger RNA, 4303 nt
Organism: Saccostrea echinata
Lineage: Eukaryota; Metazoa; Mollusca; Bivalvia; Ostreida; Ostreidae
Exons: 14
Coding region: 279-4139 (1286 amino acids)
Biological process (GO): regulation of apoptotic process
Molecular function (GO): ATP-dependent protein folding chaperone; ATP binding
Source: RefSeq, a predicted model, not a curated record